This is a messenger RNA of Geosmithia morbida, 225 nucleotides long. RefSeq lists its product as uncharacterized. The record is from RefSeq and is a predicted model, not a curated record. Lineage: Eukaryota; Fungi; Ascomycota; Sordariomycetes; Hypocreales; Bionectriaceae. Bases 1 to 225 code for a protein of 74 amino acids. The transcript is spliced from 2 exons.
AUGACCAUCAUCCCUCGGAGUCAUCGCCGUAUCGUCACCGGCCCGUCCCCCUCCGCUCCCCCAGUCAAUCUCCUGCUGGAGGACGAUGCUGUAGACGCUGGCCUUGAGGAGCGUAAAUGCCAGGCUGGUCUUGCGUUCGAGGUCGCGCAGUCCGUCGAGAAUGUCGGCGCUCGGUUUGGAUGCCAGCGGUGUCAGCUCUGGAGCCGAGAUGAGGCCGCCGCGUGA